Messenger RNA from Rangifer tarandus platyrhynchus (Svalbard reindeer), 3627 nucleotides. Lineage: Eukaryota; Metazoa; Chordata; Mammalia; Artiodactyla; Cervidae. The record is from the annotation of a GenBank genome assembly.
AUGCGACUCUCCGGGGCGGGCCGCGCGGGGCUCCUGGUGCUGCUAGCCGCGCACUUCCAGGCGAGUCUAGAGCUGGAGGAGAAGAAAGUUUGCCAAGGGACAAGUAACAAGCUCACCCAGUUGGGCACUUUUGAAGACCACUUUCUGAGCCUCCAGAGGAUGUUCAACAACUGUGAGGUGGUCCUUGGGAAUUUGGAAAUUACCUACAUGCAGAGUAGUUACAACCUUUCUUUUCUCAAGACCAUCCAGGAGGUUGCUGGCUAUGUACUCAUUGCCCUCAACACAGUGGAGAAGAUUCCGCUGGAAAACCUGCAGAUCAUCCGAGGAAAUGUGCUUUAUGAAAACACCCAUGCCUUAGCGGUCUUAUCCAACUAUGGAGCAAACAAAACCGGACUGAGGGAGCUGCCCUUGAGAAACUUACAGGAAAUUCUGCAAGGUGCCGUGCGAUUCAGCAACAACCCUGUCCUCUGCAACGUGGAGACCAUCCAGUGGCGGGACAUCGUCAACCCUGACUUUCUAAGCAACAUGACAGGGGACUUUCAGAACCAGCUGAGCAACUGCCCGAAGUGUGAUCCAGUCUGUCUCAAUGGAAGCUGCUGGGGUGCUGGGAAGGAGAACUGCCAGAAAUUGACCAAAAUCAUCUGUGCCCAGCAGUGUUCCGGGCGCUGCCGUGGCAGGUCCCCCAGCGACUGCUGUCACAACCAGUGCGCCGCUGGCUGCACGGGGCCACGGGAGAGUGACUGCCUGGUCUGCCGCAGGUUCCGUGAUGAAGCCACCUGCAAGGACACGUGUCCGCCACUCAUGCUCUAUGACCCUACCACCUACGAGAUGAAGGUCAACCCGCUGGGGAAGUACAGCUUUGGCGCCACCUGUGUCAAGAAGUGUCCCCGUAACUAUGUGGUGACAGACCACGGCUCAUGCGUCCGCGCCUGCAGUUCUGACAGCCAGGAGGUAGAAGAGGACGGUGUCCGCAAGUGUAAAAAGUGUGACGGGCCUUGUGGCAAAGUUUGUAACGGAAUAGGAAUCGGUGAGUUUAAAGGCACACUUUCCAUAAAUGCUACAAACAUUAAACACUACAGAAACUGCACAUCCAUCAGUGGAGAUCUUCAUAUCCUGCCAGUAGCAUUUAAGGGUGACUCCUUCACACAUACUGCUCCUCUGGACCCGAAAGAGCUGGACAUUCUAAAAACUGUAAAAGAAAUUACAGGGUUUUUGCUGAUUCAGGCCUGGCCCGAAAACAGGACUGACCUCGAUGCUUUUGAGAACCUGGAAAUCAUACGUGGCAGAACGAAGCAGCAUGGCCAGUUUUCUCUUGCGGUCGUCGGCCUGAGUAUAACAUCCUUGGGAUUACGCUCCCUCAAGGAGAUAAGUGAUGGUGAUGUGAUAAUUUCAGGAAAUCAAAACUUGUGCUAUGCAGAUACAAUACGCUGGAAAAAACUUUUGGGGACCUCAACUCAGAAUGCCAAAAUUUCAAAAAACAGGAGUCGACAAGAGUGCAGCGCCACAGGCCACAUCUGUCACCCGCUGUGCUCAUCAGAGGGCUGCUGGGGACCUGGACCCAAAUACUGCUUGUCCUGUCAGAACUUCAGUCGUGGCAAGGAGUGUGUGGAAAAGUGCAACAUUCUAGAGGGAGAGCCCAGGGAGUUCGUGGAGAAUUCCGAGUGUGUGCAGUGCCAUCCAGAAUGCCUGCCCCAGGCCAUGAACGUGACCUGCACUGGACGCGGACCAGGCAACUGUGUAAAGUGUGCCCACUACAUUGAUGGCCCUCACUGCGUCAAGACCUGCCCUGCUGGAGUCGCGGGAGAGAACGGCACCCUGAUCUGGAAAUUUGCAGAUGCCAGUCACGUGUGUCACCUGUGCCACCCCAACUGCACCUAUGGCUGUACGGGGCCAGGUCUCACAGGCUGUGCGGCAGAUGGGCCCAAGAUCCCGUCCAUCGCCACGGGCAUCGUGGGCGGCCUGCUGCUCGUGCUCUUGCUGGCCUUGAGCGUCGGCCUCUUCAUGCGCAGGCGCCACAUCGUGCGCAAGCGCACACUGCGCCGGCUGCUGCAGGAGCGAGAGCUCGUGGAGCCUCUGACUCCCAGCGGAGAAGCUCCCAACCAAGCUCUCUUGAGGAUCUUAAAGGAAACAGAAUUCAAAAAGAUCAAGGUGUUGGGCUCAGGAGCAUUCGGCACCGUGUACAAGGGACUCUGGAUCCCAGAAGGCGAGAAGGUUAAAAUUCCUGUAGCUAUCAAGGAGUUAAGAGAAGCCACAUCUCCAAAAGCCAACAAGGAAAUUCUUGAUGAGGCCUAUGUGAUGGCCAGCGUGGACAACCCACAUGUGUGCCGCCUCCUGGGUAUCUGCCUGACCUCCACAGUGCAGCUCAUCACACAGCUCAUGCCCUUUGGCUGCCUUCUGGACUAUGUCCGCGAGCACAAGGACAACAUCGGCUCCCAGUGCCUGCUCAACUGGUGUGUGCAGAUCGCAAAGGGUAUGAAUUACCUGGAAGACCGGCGCUUGGUGCACAGGGACCUGGCAGCCAGGAACGUGCUGGUGAAGACGCCGCAGCAUGUGAAGAUCACAGACUUUGGGCUGGCCAAGCUGCUGGGUGCCGAGGAGAAAGAGUAUCACGCAGAAGGAGGCAAGGUCCCUAUCAAAUGGAUGGCUUUGGAAUCAAUUUUACACCGAAUUUAUACCCAUCAGAGUGAUGUCUGGAGCUACGGAGUCACUGUUUGGGAGUUGAUGACCUUUGGAUCCAAGCCUUACGAUGGAAUCCCUGCAAGUGAGAUCUCAACUGUCCUGGAGAAAGGAGAGCGCCUCCCGCAGCCACCCAUCUGCACCAUCGACGUCUACAUGAUCAUGGUCAAGUGCUGGAUGAUAGAUGCAGACAGUCGCCCAAAGUUCCGUGAGUUGAUCCUUGAAUUCUCCAAGAUGGCCCGAGACCCCCAGCGCUACCUUGUCAUCCAGGGGGAUGAGAGAAUGCAUUUGCCAAGCCCUACGGACUCCAACUUUUACCGCGCCCUGAUGGAUGAGGAGGACAUGGAGGACGUUGUGGAUGCUGAGGAGUACCUCAUCCCCCAGCAGGGCUUCUUCCACAGCCCCGCCACCUCCCGGACACCCCUCCUCAGCUCCCUGAGCGCCUCCAGCAACACUCCCACUGUGACUUGCGUUGAUAGAAAUGGGAGCUACCCUCUCAAGGAAGAUAGCUUCCUGCAACGCUACAGCUCAGACCCCACUGGUGCCCUCACGGAGGACAGCAUGGAAGACGCUUUCCUCCCGGCACCCGAAUAUGUAAACCAGUCUGUUCCCAAAAGACCCGCAGGCUCUGUCCAGAACCCUGUCUAUCACAAUCAGCCUCUAUAUCCAGCUCCUGGCAGAGACCCUCAGUACCAAAAUUCACGCAGCAACGCCGUGGACAACCCUGAGUAUCUCAACACCACCCACCCUGCCUAUGUCAGUGGUGUGCUCGACGGCCCUGCCCUCUGGGCUCAGAAGGGCAGUUACCAAAUUAGCCUAGACAACCCUGACUACCAGCAGGCCUUCUUCCCCAAGGAAGCCAAGUCGAAUGGCAUCUUUAAGGGGCCUGCAGCUGAAAAUGCAGAAUACCUGCGGGCAGCACCAGCAGGCAGUGACUUUACUGGGGCCUGA